AUGGCGGACAUCGAUGUUGAUAAGGCUUCUUUGGAGCAGUUAAGAGACGUUUUGUGUAACAAGUCUGGUGACGUUGCCCUUGCCAACAGAUUCAGGGCGCUCUUCAACUUGAAGAAUAUUGGUGCAGACUCUGAAGAUAAGGCCACCGUUCACAAGGCUAUUGACUACAUCGCCGAGUGUUUCAACGAUGACAGUGAGUUAUUGAAGCACGAGGUCGCCUAUGUGUUGGGCCAGAUUAGAGACAUUUACGCCAACAAGCAUUUGAAGGCAGUGUUGGCGGACCCUAACCAACAGGUGAUGGUGAGACACGAGGCUGCUGAGGCCAUGGGUGCUAUUGGUCACGAGGAGGUGUUAGAUAUGUUGGAGCAGUAUUACAAGAACGACCCCGCUGUCGAGAUCAGGGAGACGUGCGAGCUUGCUAUCGACAGAAUUAAGUGGGAGAACUCUGAGAAAGCCAAGGCAGAGAAGUUGGAGAAAUCCGCCUUCACCUCGAUCGAUCCUGCUCCUCCUUUGGCCACUGACCAAGAGGCCAAGGUUGAAAAAUUGCAGAAGCUCUUGAACGACCAAAGCAAAUCUUUGUUUGAGAGAUAUAGAGCCAUGUUUAGAUUGAGAGACUUGGGCACGGAUGAGGCUGCGCUUGCAUUGGCUACUGGCUUUGAUGACCCUUCUGCUUUGUUCAGACACGAGAUUGCUUAUGUAUUUGGUCAAUUGUGUAACCCAGUUACCGUCCCUUCGUUGAUCAAGGUGUUGAAGAACUCCAAUGAAGCUGGUAUGGUGAGACACGAAGCUGCCGAGGCCUUGGGCUCCAUCGCCACUGACGAGUGCUUGCCUGUGCUCAAGUCCUUUUUGAACGACCAGGAGAAGGUUGUCAGGGAUAGUGCCAUUGUUGCGCUAGACAUGUACGAGUACGAAAACUCCAACGAGUUGGAGUACACCACCGUGAAGACUUAA
Molecule: messenger RNA, 951 nt
Organism: Candidozyma auris
Lineage: Eukaryota; Fungi; Ascomycota; Pichiomycetes; Serinales; Metschnikowiaceae
Product: deoxyhypusine monooxygenase
Exons: 1
Coding region: 1-951 (316 amino acids)
Biological process (GO): peptidyl-hypusine biosynthetic process
Molecular function (GO): deoxyhypusine monooxygenase activity
Source: RefSeq, a predicted model, not a curated record